Messenger RNA from Papaver somniferum (opium poppy), 444 nucleotides. RefSeq lists its product as uncharacterized. The transcript has 3 exons. NCBI's taxonomy places the organism in Eukaryota, Viridiplantae, Streptophyta, Magnoliopsida, Ranunculales, Papaveraceae. The coding region runs from base 135 to 440 and encodes 101 amino acids. The record is from RefSeq and is a predicted model, not a curated record.
UUGAAGGUUUCAAAUGGAUUUUUUCCUAAGCACAUCGAGAUGAUUGUAUGUUGGAAAGAAGAAAAAGGGACAGUUUCUGCGCUCGAGUUUUCUAUCCGGUGGUGCUACAACAACGGAUGGAAGAUUAGUGGCUCAUGAUGGAGUUCUUGAGGAAAUUUGGCCAUACAGCGGCCACUACCUCCCCACAUAAGAAAAUUUCAAAUAAUUCAUCAGCUUCCUUGAGGAACAUCAUGUGGAUCUCACCAAUGUUAAGAGAUGUGCAAAUGAUGAAGACUGCCCAUCAUCAUUCAGAGUUACCGACAGUGAAGUGGAUAGUAAGGCGGAAGUUACAGAGGGUUCAUCAUUCAAACUCACAGUUUAUAUUGGUUGUGUAUGAACGCUUUGGGGAACAUUAUGUCUCAUGUGUUUCAUGUUGGAUGCAGGGAGUAGUGCAGAUUUGAAAUA